Messenger RNA from Cryptomeria japonica (Japanese cedar), 3387 nucleotides. RefSeq names its product putative pentatricopeptide repeat-containing protein At3g23330. Lineage: Eukaryota; Viridiplantae; Streptophyta; Pinopsida; Cupressales; Cupressaceae. Bases 140 to 2770 code for a protein of 876 amino acids. Gene Ontology annotation, biological process: RNA modification. Gene Ontology annotation, molecular function: protein binding; zinc ion binding; RNA binding. The transcript has 2 exons. The record is from RefSeq and is a predicted model, not a curated record.
AAGAUUAAGAUGUAUUUAAAAAUCUCUAUACUAAAUUACAGGCCCGUGUACUAAUUUACAGUCCCACGUGCAACAAUCUUGAUCAUAUUGAUCACAAUUUUGUAUUUUGAAGUAAUGACAACAGCACCCAUUCAUCACAAUGGCAUCCACUCUACAUCUCGAUCAAAAUCUCAGAACACUCUGUACACAGGGUUGUUUGAAGGAGGCUGUACAGAUUCUUCUUACUACACAGAACCCAGCUGUGGACGCUUCUACAUAUCUUCAUCUAUUGCAAGCUUGUAUUGACAACAAAGCACUUACAGAGGGUAAGCAAAUCCACUCUCACAUCGAUGAGAGAGGAUAUUUAUCUACCAAAAACACAUUUUUGAGUAACAAGCUCAUCAGCAUGUAUGACAAGUGUGGAAGAUUGGUGGAUGUUCGCAAUGUUUUCGACAACUUAAGUGAACCAGACGUCUUCACAUGGAAUAUGAUAAUUGCAGCUUACAAAAGGCAUGGACUUCCUCAGGAGGCAUUCACCCUGUUUCACCAAAUGCAACGAACAUCUGUCCAAUCUGACCAAUUUACCUUCUCUAUUAUUCUCCCUGUAUGCGCUGACAUGGCAUCUUUGAAACACGGUUUGCAGAUCCAUGGAAAGCUUGUUAGAUGUCAAUGUCAAUCCGACCUUAUUGUAGUGAAUACCCUAAUAGACAUGUAUGCAAAAUGUGGAUGCAUAGAGAAGGCACGAAAACUGUUUGACGGAAUGCAUCAACGAAAUGUUUUCUUGUGGACUGCAAUGAUUGCAGGAUAUGCACAUAAUGGUGUUCUUCACGAGGCUUCAAAGCUUUUCGAAGAGAUGCCUUAUCGAAAUGUGGUAUCAUGGACUGCAAUCAUUGCUGCAUAUGCUCAAAAUGGACUUGCUGAAAACGCCUUAGAGAUUUAUAAGCAAAUGCAAUUGUCAGAUGUAAAGCCAAACUCGAUGACCUUUUCGAGUAUACUCCGAGCUUGCGCCAAACUUGGGGAUUUGGAGCAGGGUAUGGAAAUCCAUCAAGAGAUAACUGAAGGUGGUUUUUUGUCAGAUGUCGUAGUUGUCACUGCCCUGAUAGACAUGUACGCAAAAUGUGGAAACAUGGCGAAGGCUCGUGAAUUGUUUGAUAAUUUACCUCAGCGAAAUGUUGUCUCCUGGAAUGCAAUGAUUACAGGAUAUGCUCAAUAUAAUGCUCUGGGCGAGGCUUUAAGUCUUUUCGAAAAAAUGCCUCAAAGAAAUGUUGUUUCUUGGACUGCAAUCAUUGCUGGAUAUGCACAGAAUGGGCUUGUUGAAGAAGCUUUGAAGAUGUAUAAGCAAAUGCAGUUGACAGGUAUUAAGCCGAAUUCAUCAACCUUUGCCAGCAUCCUUCCAGCUUGUGCUAAACUUGGGGAUUUGGAACAGGGUACGGAGAUUCACCAAAGUAUAAGUGAAAGUGGUUUUUCGUCAGAUAUUAUAGUUGGGACUGCCCUGAUAGACAUGUAUGCAAAAUGUGGAAGCAUACAGAAGGCACGUGAAAUGUUUGAAAAAAUGCCUCAGCGGAAUGUGGUCUCAUGGAAUGCAAUGAUUGUAGGAUACUUACAAAAUGGGCUUGUUGAUAAAGCCUUGGAGAUUUUUCAGAAAAUGCAAUUGGCAGAUGUAAAUACGGAUGCAUCAACUUUUACCAGUAUCCUCCCAGCUUGUGGCAAACUUGGAGCUUUGGAUCAGGGUAUGGAGAUACAUCAAAAAAUAAUAAAAAGUGGAUUGUUAACAGAUGUAGUUACGAAUGCCCUGAUAGACAUGUACACAAAAUGUGGAAGCAUACAUAAGGCACGUGAAUUGUUUGACAAAAUGCAUAAUCCAACAUUAGUCUCAUGGAAUGCAGUCAUUGCAGGACAUGCAUUGCAAAGUUAUAUAAAGGAUGCCCUUGAACUCUUUGAACUAAUGAAGUACUCUGAAACCAAGCCCGACCAUAUAACAUUCAUUUGGGUUUUAUUUGCAUGCAGCCAUGCAGGUUUAGUGGAUGAGGGCUGUAAAUAUUUCAAUUGCAUGAAUGACAUGUAUUGCAUAAUGCCUACGAUGGAUCAUUAUACAUGCACACUUGACCUUCUUGGCCGUGCUGGCUAUGUUGAGGAAGCCCUAAACUUUGCUAUCAAAAUGGCAUUUUUUCCUAAUGUGAUUGUAUGGAGGUGUUUGCUUGGCGCUUGUAGGUCACACAAAAGUGUAAAGAUAGGGGAAUUCGUGGCAACACUUCUUUUUGAGUUGGAUCCUACUGGUGCCGCACCAUAUGUUCUUCUGUCAAACAUUUAUGCAGAAGUUGGCAAGUGGAGUGACCUUCAAAAGGUAAGGAAAUUGAUGAAAGAAAGAGGGAUUAAAAAGACACCUGGUUGUAGUUGGAUUGAAGUCCAUAAAAUGUUACAUGCCUUUUGUGUAGGAGACAAAUCACAUCCACAAACACAAAAUAUCUAUGCAAAGUUGGAAAAAUUGUCCUCGGAAAUGAAGGCAGCGGGAUAUGUUCCAGAUAGAAGACUUGUAUUGAAUGAUGUGGAGGAGGAGGAGAAAGAAUCACUCCUUUGCCACCACAGUGAGAAGUUGGCGAUUGCAUUUGGUUUGUUAAACACUCCACCUGGAACAACUAUUAGAGUUGUCAAGAACCUUCGAGUAUGUGGUGACUGCCAUAUUGCAACCAAAUUUAUCUCCAAGGUUGUUGCAAGAGAAAUUGUUGUGAGAGAUGCAAACCGUUUCCAUCAUUUCAAAGGUGGUCAAUGUUCUUGUGGAGAUUAUUGGUGAGGCUAACCAAAGCAAGCUAUGAACACAUUCUUGAACAGGAACAAGGUUCAUGGUGUUAGACUUGCAGGAAUCCUGUAGAGCUCUGGAGUGAAAAUGUGGUGGCAAAAGAAUCGAAAAUGAAAAAGGAACUUGGAAUGGCAGAAAGAAAUGUAAAGAUGCUCAGCUAGUGGGAAAUUUGAAGGGUUUACAAUCAAGCCAACGCUUGUAUAGAUAGAGAAGCAUUUUUAUGGUUGUUCACACCCUUUGUCAUCUAUGUGAUAUAUUUGUCUGGAUCAAUUCUAGUAUCAUCUUGGGAAUGUUAGGUUUUGCCUUUUCAGCCUAUAUUAUAUGUACCAAACCAAGUUUACGUGUACCAGUAGACUUGUGACAUCUAUAGUUAUGGAAUACAAGGACAUUUUGGGUCAAAUUAGUGAUGGAUAAUGAAGUCCAGUGAUUUGUGGCCUUUUAAUUCCUCGGCUUUCCCUCUUUCGAAAGUCUCUUGGCAUUCCAUUUUGAUGAGACCUUCAAAUACAAAAUUCUCGUGGAUAAUGUAAUUAUUAUUGUAUUGCUGAUGCAAUGAGCUGCUGUAGAUGUAAUAGGAAGAACAGAAGUUAUAAAUAGAGUUUUCCCCUAUUUUU